Molecule: messenger RNA, 4810 nt
Organism: Cyprinodon variegatus (sheepshead minnow)
Lineage: Eukaryota; Metazoa; Chordata; Actinopteri; Cyprinodontiformes; Cyprinodontidae
Product: TSC22 domain family protein 1-like
Exons: 3
Coding region: 691-3513 (940 amino acids)
Biological process (GO): regulation of transcription by RNA polymerase II
Source: RefSeq, a predicted model, not a curated record
CGCGGUCGCCAUAUUACUGAGAGCACCCCUCCUCUCCAGUCCCGUCACAGCAGCCAGAGCAGGAGACGCUACCGCUGGGGGAGAGGACCGGUGAUACAGCAAAACUAAAAACGUGGACUAGCUGGCAUGGAGGAAACCUUUGCACUCCGUUGUUAAGUGAUCACACCGCUUUUACAUCAACGUCAUCCGAUUGAAAAGAGUGGAUUUGUUCAUUUUGGAUUCCUCCGAGUUAAUUCAGCAGUUAAAGACUCGCUCACUGUAGACUGCUAACCGGUGAUGGAGACUGGCAGCUAGCUGCAGCUAAAUUAUCAAUAACUUACUCUGCUUCUGCUUCGCUGCGGGUGAUUGUUUCCACCGAGAGACAACAUAUCCUUUAAAAAACCACCGGGGAUGUUUUGUGCUUAACAAAGACGCAGUCUGACGAAUCAACCGGCGAAGUACGACUGGCAUCAGCUGACGUUAGCUCGCUAGCUGCUAGCUUCAGUCGGCUCGCUAACUGACUCUGGGGGGGAAACGCAUCAGAGGCGGUUGAUAUCACAACUGCUUUGCUUUGGAAAUAUAAUUAAUCAUUUAGAUUUGUUAAUUUUUUUUAAUUGGGUUGUCUGUUAACUGUAGUCUCGGCAAAACGGCGCCGCUAACGAGCCUUAUAACCCACUGUCAGAGAGCAACUACCGCCCGGAUUCAGCCGGAAUGCAUCAUCCGGAGCCUGCAGGAGACUCCGGCAGCGUCAGAAAGAUGCCGCAUCCGACUGUCUUCCACAGGAGGGGCAGCAACACGAGCAGCGGGAGCGGCUCCACGCUGUCAGCCACCGUCAACAACAGCCACGUUUCAGCCGAGGACUACCAGCCCUCCCUGUUGAUCCAGCCUCCCGCUGCUUCGUCCUCCCCGGGCCCCCAUCACCCUCCUCCGCACAGCUUGAACCUCCAGCCUCAGCCCUCCCAGCAGACUGGAGCUCAGAUUAAAAAGAAGAGUGGUUUUCAGAUCACAAGUGUGACUCCAGCUACGAUAGUUAGUACCAAUAACAGCAUUGCUGAGGACACAGAGAGUUAUGAUGACUUGGAUGAGUCUCAUACAGAGGAUCUGUCAUCUUCUGAGAUCUUGGAUGUAUCCCUCUCACGAGCUAACGAUGCAGUCGGAGCGGAGAGGAGCUCUUCGGAGGAGACUUUGAAUAACUUCCAGGAGGCUGAGACCCCCGGAGCCGUGUCCCCCAACCAGCCUUCUCAUCCUGGUACCUUGACCCAGGCCCAGCAGCGUGGCGGGGCCAUCGUAAACGGCACUAUGCAUCAUCAUCACCACCUGAACCCUAAUCAGACAUACCCUCUGACCGGAGCUUUACCUUCUCUCACCCAGAAAAUGCCUUCUAACGUGGGCGGCCCUCAAGAGAAUGUUUCCCAUGCUGCCCCUCAAACUAUAGUCCCCCAGUCAGUGGGGAUCGUGGCCCCGGGAUCGGCCCCUGGAAUGCACAGCUCUGCAACAGGCACUACAGUUAGUGUUGUUAAUCCCCCGACCAGCAGCAGUGUUAAUAAUGUGAAUAUGUCGGGCUCUGCCAAUGUGCCUGUCAGAGGGGGGAUCGGCACGAGUGCAGGCAGCAGCGGCGGCGGUAGCUUCCCCCCCAAUGUGAUGAGCAGCGCUGGUGGCGGGGGUCUAACUGGAGCCAGCCACGUGUCUGCUGCUAAUAUCAACCCCAUCCAACAACAGCAAAACAUCAACUCCAUGACUACUGCAAGCGCUGCUUCUGUUAGUGCCUCUGGAGGCGGGGGAGUUCCCAGCGGGAUCCAGGGGAGAGUUGGAUCAGCUGCGAGCCUUCCCGCAGCGGCUGUGCCUUCAGCUGUCCCUGCUCCUGCAGUCACCGCCACCACCUCCCGUUUCCGGGUCGUGAAGCUGGACUCCAGCUCCGAGCCGUUCAAGAAGGGCAGAUGGAUGUGCACAGAGUUCUACGACAAGGACGCACCGACGCCUGCCCCCUCCGCCUCUGUGUCUGAAGCCGCAUCUCUCAGCUCGCGUCAGUUCAUGACGGAGAGCCUUGCGGGGGCCUCUGAGAGGGAAAGCACAAGUGGAAGUUCUGUGAGCAGCACUAUUAGUACACUGAGCCAUUACAUCGAGAACAUGGGCAGUGGUGAGGCUAGCGGGUCCCCUGGACCCCAGCAUGCCCAGGAUUAUGCCUCCCCUCCUCAGGGCUAUCAAGGAAUCCACAGUGGCCUAAGCGUUGGAGUACCUCAAUCCCAAGCUCACAUGCAUAUCCAGGAUAUGAGCCACCCUCAUGGGAAGACUGCUGCAGCCCCUUCAGCUCCUGCAAACAUCCAUCAACCUGCAGCCAUGCCCGGUCAGCAGACCGCCGUCGGUGCUGUUCCGCCGCAGCAGCUCACCUACGCCCAGGCAGUGGCUAAUCAAGCCCCAAACUCCUCGCAGGGCUUAGUGAAUAUCCAGCAGCAAAAGAUUAGCUACCCCAACCUUCCGCAGCAGUCGGCCCCAUCCCCUCCAGCACCCCCGGUGUCGGUUAGACCACCAGAGUACAACCAAUCACAGCAAGGCGUACCCCAAGCCGCUGCCUCUCAACCUCUUUCUAACCAAGCGGGUACAGUACCAGCUGGCCAAGCUAACGGUGUUACGCCGAUGAUGGGUGGACCUCAGCAAACCCAGGGGCUCCUUCACACGCAGCCCCCCGCCUCCAGUAUGCCUCCGCAUGUUGGGUUAACCGGUCUGGGACAGCCGCAGAACCUCCAAGGCCACGUCGACGUUCAGCAGAAGCCGCAGUCCCUUCCUACUCAAAUACAGAACACAGGGCCUAACACCCAGCUUCCCGCCGCAGCGCAUCAGAACCAAGCAUCGGCUUCCAGCGUCCCUCCACCCAGUGCUCAUAACGAUCACCUGGCUCAGCCUCAGGCCGCCAACGUCCCCCGGAUGCCCCCCCAGCCAUCUUCCAUCAGCCUGACGCAGGACUCCAGCAGCGCCCAGGCCCUGGCUCACGCCGCCCAGGCCAACGCCCUGUACGCCAGUCUGCCCAGCUUCACCACCACGCAGCUGCAGGACGCCCAGAGGCUGCUCCUCCAGCAUCAGUCCUUUCUCAAGUUGCCCGGCGGGGACACUGGAUCAAACACCGGCCCAGGUCAGGAAACCGAGGGCAACACCAACGCCGCCAAUGCCUUAACCGCACCAGCCGGCCUGAAGCCUGCAGACGGAGAGGAUGAUGGCUCGUCCGGAGCCAGCGUGGUGGCCAUCGACAACAAGAUCGAACAAGCAAUGGAUCUGGUGAAGAGCCACCUGAUGUACGCCGUGCGUGAGGAGGUGGAGGUCCUGAAGGAGCAGAUCAAGACCCUGAUAGAGCAAAACUCCCAGCUGGAGCAGGAGAACACGCUGCUGAAGAAGCUGGCCAGCCCAGAACAGAUGGCCCAGUUCCAGGCCAAGGUCCAGACCGGCUCCCCGCCCGCCCCUCAGACAGACGCGCCGACGGGGCCUCCGAGCGCCGCCGGCCUCAUCCAGCCCGCCACGCACAGCUCCGGCCCCUCUGCGUAGCCCGACGACACAGACUGAGCAUCCUCUAGUUUUAAAGGCCGGCGGCAGCCGCAGAGCCACCCUUGGCCUUCCGCUGCAGGAGGGCCAUGCUGUCAAGAUGAGAAUUUGCACAUAUUUAUCUCUGAAGGAUGCAGCCAGCCAGCAGGCCGAGCGGAGCUGAGGUUUCUCCACGCAGUGGACAGUGACAAUCCUACUAUGCUGUGUGUUCGGGGGGUGGGGGUGGGUAAGUUCAGAAGAGGAAUUAUCACACAUUUGCCAAAUAACCCGGGUCAUCAACAAGAAUGUUUAACCAUGAAGAAACAGUCAGUGACACCAUUUAUGCUUACCUGUAGAUUUAAAAUGAAAUCACUGUGCCUGUGUCUGGGUUUUAACUUGCGGGGGUGGGGGCGUUAUCCAUUUUGCUGAAUUAUGUAAAUAAAAAGUGGUUCUGUACCAAGGCUAGAUCCUGACAGAGAGAGAGAAGUUCUUCUCGGUGACAGAAUACGAUUGUGAGCCAUUAUUAUCAUGUCAUAGCCCCCAUCUGGAAUGGGGGGGUGGGGGUGGGUGGGCGCCGAUGCUGACGAUGUUCCUCAAAUUGUGCGUUGGCGAGAUGAACAAAACGUGCUUUCUUAUGAAGAUGAUGAUAAAUCUAUUUUCAGUAUUUCCCUUUCAGGCUCAUUAGUUUGCCCUCGAAGAAGCUCAUUGCUGCCGUUCCCUCGGCGCCGUCCCCGCAUGUCGCAUCUUCUCCAUCGACAGGGUGGACGCUUUGGGCGAAGCUGCAGGUUUUUUUUUUUUUUUUUUCCCAAAAAGUUCAAUGGGCAGAAAACGAUGUACAUUUCUGUAUAGUGUAAGUACAAUGUAAAAAAGGAGAGGAUGGAAGAACAGAUGCUAUCUAGGUCACGCUGAUUGAUGCGGGUCAGUCCGUCAUCCAUCUUUAAUGCUGUAAUUUCUGGACUUUGGAUCUAAAAGGAGGUUUAGGUUAUUUAACUGACAACAACGUUGUCCUACUCUCUCACUGACACAUUUAACUCUGACUGUAAACAGUUUCUCAUUGCUAUUUUUCUUUAAGUAUUGCACCUUUUUGGGAGUUUUUUUUUUUUUUUUUGACAGUGAAAAACUUUUGGAUUUGAAAAUGCAUACUUAGGGUAAAAAAAGAAAAAAAAAGAAACAAGCUCUGAAGAUGUUAUUUGUUUUUCAUUCUGUGUAUCGGUUGUAUGCUCAUGUUCUGUGCAUGUUCCUUCAAAGACCGGAUGAGAAAACAAAAUACCUACAAUUGCACUUGACAGCUGCACUUCACAACUUUCAAUAAACCUGCUUA